Molecule: messenger RNA, 1038 nt
Organism: Bipolaris zeicola 26-R-13
Lineage: Eukaryota; Fungi; Ascomycota; Dothideomycetes; Pleosporales; Pleosporaceae
Exons: 2
Coding region: 1-1038 (345 amino acids)
Molecular function (GO): oxidoreductase activity, acting on the CH-OH group of donors, NAD or NADP as acceptor; NAD binding
Source: RefSeq, a predicted model, not a curated record
AUGCAUCACGAGAUUGUCGCUCUUGAGAAGCAGCACCAGCCCCUCCCCGUCGACGGCUUCGCUUUUGCCCCGGGCACUACCUACAACCUCACAGCCUACGAAUCAACCUCGUCGCGUGACCAACUUCACCAACGCAUCCGCAAUGCCACCAUCAUUAUCGUGACGACAAUUAGAUUGGAUGCCGAAACUUUGCACCCCACCAUUACCCCCAAUCUGCGCUACAUAGCCGUCUCCGCAACAGGCACCGACCCAGUCGACCUCGAUGCCUGUCGGUCACGCAACAUUCGCGUAACAAACUGUCCGGGGGCUAAUCUGGACGCCGUCUCAGAACACGCCAUCAGCCUCUAUUUCGCUGCCAGAAGGCGCACCGUGUUGCUCGACCGCAUAACGCGAGCACAACCGAGCGAAUGGAAAGACAAGGGUAGUGUCAACCACUACAUGCGCCUUCCGGAUGGCAAGCCACCCAUUACGUGCAGGGACGAGGUCAUGGGCGUUAUCGGAUACGGUGGUCUGGGCAAAAGGAUAGCUGCAUUGGGCAAUGCACUCGGCAUGCGCGUACUGGUUGCGAGUCGCAAGACACCCGCCACACCUGCACUCAGUGACAUUCUUCCGGCCCCCGAUACAUCUGAUGGCCGCAUUCCUUUUGACGAUGUCCUCCGCCAGUCUACCGUACUCGUCUUGUCGCUGCCCCGAACUUCUGAGACGCUCAAUCUCAUCUCCACACAGGAGCUCGCCAAGAUGCAUCCAUACUCUGUCAUCAUCAACAUAGCGCGGGGUGGCAUCGUGCAUGAGGCAGCUGUCGUCCAGGCUCUCAAGGAGAAGCGCAUCGCCGGCUAUGCCACUGAUGUCUAUCAAGUGGAGCCUGCUGGUGGACCUGAAGAUACACCAUUACUCGAGGAGGAGACGAAGGAUCUGAACAUCACCAUGAGCCCGCACUUAGCGUGGUUCUCGCAAAGGACUAUUAAGAAUCUGGGGGACAUCUUGAAGGAGACAGUAGAGGGGUGGGUAAGUGGCAACGAGAUCAAUGUCGUUGUAUAG